AUGUCGGACGCUACUAACUUUGGAUGGGCCCUGCGCAAGAACGGCUCGUGCUUGGCCUCGGAGGUCGACUGCGGCGAGACCGUUGCGCCGUAUCGAGUCUGCUGUCCCCAAGGCUCCUUCUGCCCUCAUGCCGAGAAUGUCGCCUGUUGUCCGUCGAAGGAAUACUGUACCACUGCCCUCGAUGGCCAGCCCCAUUGCGCCAAUAGUACAUGGGAUCUGUAUAUUAACGGCGGCUACUUCUGCUGCGAGCAAGGCACCAUCGCCUAUGCUAAAGAUGGGGGAUCGAAUGGCUGUGGGAAUCCGGGUACAAGUUGCAGGCGGGAGAGACUAGUUUGA
This is a messenger RNA of Aspergillus terreus NIH2624, 336 nucleotides long. RefSeq lists its product as uncharacterized. The record is from RefSeq and is a predicted model, not a curated record. Bases 1 to 336 code for a protein of 111 amino acids. NCBI's taxonomy places the organism in Eukaryota, Fungi, Ascomycota, Eurotiomycetes, Eurotiales, Aspergillaceae. The transcript has a single exon.